Molecule: messenger RNA, 1836 nt
Organism: Stylophora pistillata
Lineage: Eukaryota; Metazoa; Cnidaria; Anthozoa; Scleractinia; Pocilloporidae
Product: polyisoprenoid diphosphate/phosphate phosphohydrolase PLPP6
Molecular function (GO): sphingosine-1-phosphate phosphatase activity
Source: RefSeq, a predicted model, not a curated record
CGUUCCGGCGAUAAAGAAUCGUUUUACAAAUGGUUCACGUAAUAGAAGAUGCGGUACAUCAACCCAUUUUGAAGAACCGUGGACGCAAGAAAACGAUGGAGUCUAACAAUGUUCACCAAACGAAGAACAAUUUGGUUGAAUGUAAAUCAAAAGAAAAGAGAGAAGUGCCUCCAAAAGAAAGUUACAGGCGUGAACUGAGCACAAGCCAGUUGAGCUUGAUCGAAAAUCUUUACAACUAUGACAUCACAUUGUCAAGGAAUCUAAGCAUUUGUGCGGACAAAGAAUCGGGUAGAGGGAGAUCGCUGAUGAUUCUUCUCGAAAUUAGUGGACACGGAGUUCCGUGGAUUGUUGGUACGGUCUUUUCUGUGAUAUUUUUCUCAGGUGUAAAACAAGAAUUCGCUUGUAAUUUGCUUCUUGCAUUGAUGUUCGAUCUAGUCAUAGUUGGAGGCUUAAAAGUUAUUGUGCGACGAAAAAGACCAGUAUACAACCAUGAAGACAUGUUUGCUACAGUAUCUGUGGACAAUUACUCAUUUCCUUCUGGUCAUUCAACGCGAGCUGCCAUGGUUGCAGGUUUAUUUGCAAUGUUCAUGGAAAAUGGAGUUUGGAGAAUUCUGAUUGGUUGUUGGGGCCUGUGCGUGUCCGUGUCUCGUAUUAUACUUGGCAGACAUCACGUGAGUGAUGUGUUCUGUGGUGUUUUGAUUGGUUUGUUACAGUGCUGGACUAUUUGCACCAUUUGGUUGGCAUCCAAGACUUGCCAGGAACUCUUGACACUUAUACCAUAUUUCUAUGAACUAAGGAAGCAAGUUCAUGUGCUAUUUCAGAAUUGAUGAUUUCAGACAUUAACAGAAAAUAAAGACUACACUGUCUUUAGCUGAUCUUGCAUCUACCCAACAGGAAGAGUAUCUGUGUUGGAAGAUCCAAGUAGACUCAGUAAUUUAUUUAUAAUGCUUUCAAAAGGAUUUUUCAUGUAUAUUGAACUUUCUAAUUCCAUUAAAUUUUGUUCAUGACUUGUCUAUAAUCUACAGCAAGGCUUUAUAUUGGAGGGUUAAGCUAAGUUCACUAGUUUAUUGUUUGAAAUAAGUUGAAAAUUGUUCCUACUUCACAUUACAAAAAAUAUGUUACAUCUUCAUCUAAUGGUAUAACAUAUAUGCAAGAUCUCAGUGGCACUAAAACAUGUGCUGCAAAGCCUCAAUAGACAAGCCCCCCUCUGGCAUAACCACUCCUACUACAACUCCUUCACUAGCCUGAUCACAGGCUAUCCACCACAAAACAAAAUUAAUCUAGGACAUGGUCUGGAUAACAGUGAUAAGCCACCAUUUCUGUAAUAAUGCUGGGAAUUCUCUUAUUAAGCUUAAGUACCAGAUCUGCAAUAAUCAUUUACAUCGAUGAACUAUUAUUCCACAUGGACAAGUAAAGGUAAGCUGUCAAAAAAAAAGGCAUAGACCAAAUCUUAUCGCAAGAAUGUUAAGAGAUUCAAAAUGAAUCAUUGGCUAAUGUAAGACUGAAAAAAGACACAUAUAUUAGUGGUGGCAAUGAAGAGAUGAGGUAUGAGAGCAGCUCUGAUGAAAUGUCUCAAAAUGAAUUACAGUAAUGGACUACAGUUCCUCAACUGAACACCCUGGCACUUAUUAAAUAUUUUUGCUAAAAGGAGGGGCACUUAUUAGAAGGAGGGACACUUGUCGAAAAGAGGAUGCUCACUCAGAGAGGGCACUUGUGAAGUAAGCCCAGCACUAGAGAACGAAUUAAAAUAACAGAUAAAGCAUGUAAAGGAACUCCUGAAGGAACAUGGAGAUAGAAAUAACUGGAAUAGAAAAGGAAAUAUUCUCCUAUACUGAU